UUCACACAUUUUAUUAACACCUAAAACAAAAAAAAGGAGAAAACACCAAAUAAAAAAAAAACACAAAAGAAGAGGACUUAAGUUUAAAAUCAAUGGCGAAGAAGGUGAGAAAGAUUCACGUGACGGUGAAGCCGGUGAGACUUGAUGGUUUACAGGCUAUUCCCGGGGACGAAACGGCGGAAAAGAAUCUUUUCGCGAUGGUAGAAUUAAAAUGGAAAGGACCGGUCUCCGGUUUCGGAUUAGGGCUCGUCCCAUUUUACCGGUCGAACAGACCGGUUAACCAUACGAGCUCUAAACAUAUUGCUUUGGGCGCCAGCUACGUGGAAUGGGAGGAGGAGUUCGAACGUAUUUGUUGCGUUGUUGGUCCAUGGAAUCUUUCCUUCAAUGUCUUCUACGGAGAGACAAUAGACGUGAAAAGCAAAAAGGCUGUGAUCGGAAAAGCCUCGUUGGAUUUGGCGGAGUUAGCGUCGAAGCUUGAAUCGACGGUGGAGAGAAAGCUUCCGAUUAGGUCAAAGGGUUUACUUUCUAAGGAAGCAAUUCUUGUGGUCAACGUGACUUUUUCCGAGGUACGAAACGAACCAGAAGACUUUACACCACUCGGUCCAAUCUCAGUUGACUCAGCGAUUCCGACGAGGAUGACGAGUCGUCGCGACGGCAGCGACUCAGCGAUGUCUUCGUCUCCGGCAACCGCAUCAAGUUCCAGCGGACAUAGCCCGGUUGUCGAAACCGAGUCGAAUUCAAGCCCGGAGAAUCAGUCUGAACCGGGUCAUAAAGCCGGGUUUAAUUGGUGGAAAAGACGACGGUUAAGCUUUUCUAUGACAUGGAGAAGAGAACCGAGAGAGGAUGAAGCUACAACGAAGAUAUCAUCCUCAAAACCGUCGAAGACAGAACCAGAAAAUCCGGCGACGGAAACAGAUUUAUCGAUCGUGGCGAACAAAUGGUUGGUAAAGGAUUUAGUGAGCCGAGAUGGGAAAUCGAAGCUGAGAUCGGAAGUUUACACGGCGUCGAUUGAUCAGAGAAGCGAACAAGCUGGCGGAGAAGCAGCUUGCGCGGCGGUGGCGGUGGUGGUGGCUCAUUGGUUCCAAGCAAAUCCUAAGCUAAUCAAUCCUUUAGAAACCGAAUUCGAUUCGCUAAUCACACAAGGCUCUUCCUUAUGGCAAUCACUCUCCGACGAAGAAUCAUAUUUGAGAUUGUUCCCGAACAAACAUUUCGACCUAGAGACGAUCGUCUCCGCCAAAUUACGACCGAUUAGGGUUUGUACUGAUAAAUCAUUCACAGGGUUUUUCAGCCCGGAUAGAUUCGCUUCGUUGGAAGGUUUAAUGUCGUUUGAUCAGAUCUGGGACGAAGUGGAGAAAGAAGUAGCAGAGAUAGCUGUAGGAGAAUCUAGGGUUUAUAUCGUUAGCUGGAACGAUCAUUUCUUCGUGGUCAAGGCAGGUUUAGAUAGGUUUUGUGUAAUCGAUUCGUUAGGGGAGAGAUUGUUCGAAGGAUGUAAACAAGCGUACAUUCUCAAGUUUGAUGAUUCGAGUUUGAUGUACGAGAAAGAGGAAUCGUCGGAGGAGAAACUUGUUUGUAAAGGUAAAGAGUGUUGCAGAGAGUAUAUAAAGAGGUUUCUUGCGGCGAUUCCGGUGAUGGAAUUGGCGGCGAAGGAGGAGAAAGGGAAUGUAGCAGUGGAUGUGUCUCUUCUUCAUGAGAAACUUCAGAUUGAUUUGCAUCAUAUUAUGUUGACUAGUGAUUAGAGCUUUGUUUUUUUUCUUGUUUCUGACUAUUUUGGUUUAGUGUAGCUUUUGUUAGGAUGGUUAGAUUAGAGUGAGUAUUUUGUACAUAUGGUUCGUUUAUAAUCUGUUGGGAAAAAUGUAAUUAAAAGUUUUGAUUUGUCUUGGAGAC
Molecule: messenger RNA, 1884 nt
Organism: Eutrema salsugineum
Lineage: Eukaryota; Viridiplantae; Streptophyta; Magnoliopsida; Brassicales; Brassicaceae
Exons: 4
Coding region: 93-1736 (547 amino acids)
Source: RefSeq, a predicted model, not a curated record